This is a messenger RNA of Pipistrellus nathusii (Nathusius's pipistrelle), 876 nucleotides long. The record is from the annotation of a GenBank genome assembly. NCBI's taxonomy places the organism in Eukaryota, Metazoa, Chordata, Mammalia, Chiroptera, Vespertilionidae.
AUGUUGCGCCGUGAGGCGCGCCUUCGCCGCGAGUACCUCUACCGCAAGGCCCGCGAGGAGGCGCAGCGCGCCGCCUCCGAGAGGAAAGAGAAGGUGCGGCGCGCGCUGGAAGAGAACCACCUGAUCCCUACGGAGUUGCGUAGGGAGGCUUUGGCCUUACAUGGUUCCCUGGAGUUUGACGACGCUGGUGGUGAAGGUGUGACCAAUCAUGUGGAUGAUGAAUAUCGAUGGGCAGGGGUUGAGGAUCCCAAGGUCAUGAUCACUACUUCCCGAGACCCUAGUUCACGCCUCAAGAUGUUUGCAAAGGAGCUGAAGUUGGUGUUUCCUGGUGCCCAGCGCAUGAACCGUGGCCGACAUGAGGUGGGGGCACUGGUGCGAGCCUGCAAAGUUAAUGGUGUCACUGACCUGCUAGUUAUCCAUGAGCAUCGAGGCACACCUGUGGGGUUGAUUGUCAGCCACCUGCCCUUUGGCCCUACUGCUUACUUCACACUAUGCAAUGUGCUUAUGCGGCAUGACAUCCCCGACCUGGGCACCGUGUCAGAGGCUAAACCUCACCUCAUCAUUCAUGGCUUCUCCUCCCGUCUGGGCAAGCGGGUCUCAGACAUACUUCGUUACCUGUUCCCUGUGCCCAAAGAAGAUAGUCAUCGGGUCAUCACCUUUGCAAACCAGAAUGACUACAUCUCCUUCCGACACCAUGUGUACAGGAAGACCAACCACCGCAAUGUGGAGCUGACUGAGGUUGGCCCUCGCUUUGAGCUCAAGUUGUACAUGAUUCGCCUUGGCACGCUGGAACAGGAGGCCACAGCAGAUGUGGAGUGGCGUUGGCAUCCUUACACCAACACUGCACACAAGAGGGUCUUUCUAAGUGCUGAGUGA